Molecule: messenger RNA, 492 nt
Organism: Rotaria sordida
Lineage: Eukaryota; Metazoa; Rotifera; Eurotatoria; Philodinida; Philodinidae
Source: the annotation of a GenBank genome assembly
AUGGCAACUAGAAAUGGAGCUGACAAUUUAUUCAAACAUGUUGAUACAAAUCAAUAUGAAAAGAUUGAUAGAAAUGAAUUUCGUCAUUCGUUUUCAAAUACUGAAGGAUUGAAUAAUUCAUCAUAUGACUCAACAGCUAGAAGACUCUAUCGUAAUGAUUAUACUACUAAUCAAUUUGAUCGAUACAACUAUAAUGGUAGUGAUUACGAUGCUUCAAAACGUACGGCUGAUAAAUAUAUUUCAUAUGGAAGUACACUAGCACCUCCUGAGUGGGCUAAUGCUACGGUGAUUGACACAUAUAGUACGGAAGAAACGAAUGAAUAUCUUAGAAAAUUAGGUGAUAAUGUUUUUAUCGAUCCUAAUCCGCAAAUUAUUCGACGAACACUACCUGAAGAACCAGUAGCACUAGAACAACGGGUUUUUAUCCAAUAUCUUCAACCAUCAUCUGUUCGAGAAUCAGGACCAUUCGUCACUAAAGAACGUCCACGAUAA